AUGGCCACCGAAUACGAUGAACAAGCCAUGCUUACCCAGUCGCAUUUCUACUCGCCUGCACAUCUCGCGCAACGCAACAUUCGACCAGGCCACUUGAUCCUGAUUAGACGUGUCAGCUCCUUCCAGCAGUCAUCAACUCUCCUUCUGGCUGUGGAGGUCGAUAGUCACAGUCUCGAUCCUCUACAUGGCAUAUCAGUGGCAAUAGUGCCGACCUCAGAACUUCCCGAGCACCUCAUUAUUCAUCUUCUGCAGAUCCAAGAUGCGGACGAUGUUCUCAAGUCCCACCAUGUUCGCCGAGCGUUGGUAUCCAUGGCCCAGCGAAAUGGACCCAUUGCGCCACUCGCGGAACAUGUCAACCCCAAUGAUCGUGUCUUCGUCCGGCCGACUGGCGGCGCCGUACGAAAGUACCUUCUGAAUGACCAGUGUCCGAACCGAAUAUGCCAGAAUGGAGUAUGUGUCCGCCACGUGCAAAUCUACGAUAGGUUUCCCGCACUUCGAAAUGGAAUCUUGCCAAACACUCUCCAACUGGCGUUGGAAGGAAUUGGAGGCCGGAGGAUGCUCUGUCCGGGCUGUUAUGGACACGCUAUGGUUCGAAGAGGUGAGAGAUGUGCUGUCGCAGCAGGCCUGAUUAGUACAGGGCUGCGUCAACCACGUUCUGCCAUUUUGGAGGAAAUUGUAUACAUUCGGGAGAUGAUCAGGUAUGUCCAUCAGUUGGAGCUGGGGUACAAUUUGUACAAUGAUCCCGUGCCUUAUGCGCAGACUCCGAUUGAGCCAGCGUCGGUGUUGUCUCCUACUUCCAGCGCGGUCUCAUCUCAACCGCAGUCAAGGUUAAGCAGAGCGACUGAGGUAUCGUCCAUGCCACAGUCCACACAAGCUGUGGAGGAGUCUCUGCGUUUGACUUCCACGUCGUCUCGAAGAACACCUGACAGAAGCGCGCACCCUAGCCGGCGGAGUACACAGGAACAGCUUGCGGGCGUAAGCACAAGCGCGACCGGGCGUACAGUAGGCGACGCUUCUCAGUCUGGAACCUCAGAACACACACCUGCGGAGCGAGCUAGCCAAGCAGCGAGACAGAGACAUAGGGAAAGACGGGAGGACCAUCAGUCUACUGAAGCUCAAGCCGGUCCCGGAAGCAAUACGAGGCAACCCACGUCGUCUACAUCUACAUUAGCUUCAGCUUCGACACAUCGUGCAAGGACGAGUACUUCAGGACAGCAGCAUGUGCCGCCAGCAGAAAGGACACCCUUUCGCUCCAAUCGAAGCACAUCAUCAAAUACCCAUCAACCAUCAGCACUCGCAAGCUCAAGCCAGCCUCCAGCUCCCACCACAAUCGAAGAACUCAUUCGUGCCCCAGCAGACCCUCCAACAACAAUGACUACCACCACCACCGCAACGACUGGCAAGAAAUCCCAUCAAAUUCACAACUUCAAUGGAACAUCCUACCCACAUGGACCCCCAUCCCCUCCGCUUGGCAACAAGAAUGGGCAAAUCUUCCCGAAUGGGAACCUAUUCCACGACACAUUGAAGAAGAGCAUCAUCAGCAGCAGAUGA
Sphaerulina musiva SO2202 is the source of this 1551-nucleotide messenger RNA. RefSeq lists its product as uncharacterized. NCBI's taxonomy places the organism in Eukaryota, Fungi, Ascomycota, Dothideomycetes, Mycosphaerellales, Mycosphaerellaceae. Bases 1 to 1551 code for a protein of 516 amino acids. The transcript is spliced from 2 exons. The record is from RefSeq and is a predicted model, not a curated record.